GGCCUUACUGGGCCACCGUAGCUACGUACAAAGUAGCAGGCGCGUACGCUCCGGCGGUUUUGCCCAUGAAUGCUAAGCUAACAGCAAUCGGUUUUUUAUUUAUUUAAAGUGUGUGAAACUGUUUCAAUGGAGAGUGUAAAUGCUAAGUACGUGUCCCAGAAAAUCAGUAAAACCAGAUGGCGACCUGUAUCGCAUUCGUCUUUGCAGCAACCAGACAUCUUUGCGACUGGCUCGUGGGAUAACGAGAAUAACAAGAUUUCCUUUUGGUCAAUUGGGAAUCAUGGAAGUUCUGACAUGGAAGAUGGAUUUGAAGGAGACCCACAGCUUUUAUGUGAACACAAGCAUGAUGGAGAUGUUCUGGACCUUCAAUUUUUGGACCAAGACAGAAUUGUCACAACAUCGUCCACUGGAGCAGUCACCAUCUUCCGCCACCACCAAAACAGUGAGACGAUAUCGGUUUCUCAAAGCUGGCCACGAGUGCAUCGUUACCCUUGUGACAACGCUCCCUGCACUGGUGUUGUGUGCAGCAGCCCUGAGAUCGUCACAGUUGGUGAAGAUGGCAAGAUCAUCGUCUUCAGAGCCGACCAGGAGGGAGUGGUUCGAGUCAUAGAGAACGCAGACAGCAGCACGAUUCAUGCCGUGACCUACCUGAGGACAACAGAGAUCUUGACCGUGAAUUCUAUCGGCCAACUCAAGCUGUGGGACUUCAGACAACAGAGCAACUCGCCGUCCCAGAUUCUCUCCUUGUCAGGGGAUAGGGUGCCUCUGCACUGCGUGGACAGGCAUCCGAACCAACAGCACAUUGUUGCCACCGGAGGACAGGACGGCAUGCUCUGUGUCUGGGAUGUGAGACAAGGCAGCACCCCCUUCUCACUUAUGGAGGCACACUCUGCUGAAAGUGGAGUGCGACAUUAG
This is a messenger RNA of Cottoperca gobio, 915 nucleotides long. RefSeq names its product nucleoporin Nup43-like. Gene Ontology annotation, cellular component: nuclear pore outer ring. Gene Ontology annotation, molecular function: protein binding. Lineage: Eukaryota; Metazoa; Chordata; Actinopteri; Perciformes; Bovichtidae. The transcript has 7 exons. Bases 127 to 915 code for a protein of 262 amino acids. The record is from RefSeq and is a predicted model, not a curated record.